Molecule: messenger RNA, 2615 nt
Organism: Funneliformis mosseae
Lineage: Eukaryota; Fungi; Glomeromycota; Glomeromycetes; Glomerales; Glomeraceae
Source: the annotation of a GenBank genome assembly
AUGUAUAAUUCUAAAAUAAAAAACCCUAUACUCAAAUAUUUCAAAGAGUUUCAGACGGAUAUAAGCGGCUCAAUUAUCCUUGUCAAUCCAUCGACGACGUCUGCGCCAACGAGUGGAAUUGAAACUAAUAACGUUGCAAACCAACAACCACCAAUUGACUUAUUUCAAAAAGACCUUUCUAGGCCUUCAUAUGAAGAACUAGGAAAAGAACAAUGCGGCCAACAAGAUGAUGAAAAUAUUCACAAGUUCCAGGCUAAUGAACCUUUAUCCAAUGAACAUCAAGAACUGAAUAUAUCAGAAAACGUAAUUUCAACCGGUAGAGACCAACUAAUGAAUACAACCAUGUUCGAUAACAUUAUAAAUGACUUUGAGAUGCAAACAAACAAAUCUACCCAAGAUUUGAUUGAACAUAUUCCUGGUUUAUAUCGUUUAUUAGACUUAUACAAAGAUGAUGGUUCGAAUGGUCUUGUCGAUAAAAUAAUUAUUUCAAAGGAUUUUCUAAAGAAACUAUGCGACAAUAUGGCUCCAUCAAGUUAUAAGUCAAUUUCUGAGAUCAAUUAUACAAAAUUGAACUCAAUUUCUGUUCGCCUUAUUGGAUGCUACGGAAAUCGCCGUUUAAUUGCAAAACUCUUAUUGAAUUUAGAGAUUAUUAAUCAACAAAUAUAUGAAUUGCUUAUAGCCUCGCAGCCUUCUUUCGACUACUCAAAUAAACCUUUUUUACGUCCUGGUAUUUACUUACUGAUUGUGAAUCCAGACUUUGGUUUAGUUAUUCAUUGGCCCGAAGUAGGAUGUUACGAGGAAAAUACUCCUUCACAAUGUAAAAAGAAUAUGACUAACCUACAUAGAUAUUUGACAAAGGUUACCGAGCAUCAGCUUUGCCUUAUGAGUGAUGAAGAUUUAGAAAGUUUUGAUUGGAAUUUAUACAAUACCGAUGUUGAUUCAGACGACGAUAAAGGGUUUUGUGAAUUUGAAGUCAAGAAAAGUCAGGAAGUACAGGAAGACUUUAAAAUCUAUCCCGGCUUUAAGGUGGAUUUAUCCGAUAAAAUAAAAACCGAAAUACAAAAUACUCAUGAAGAUGGUGUACCCUUGCAUCCUAUUGUUGUUGAAUCUGCUACAAAUCAAUCGUUUGUUACUCGGAGAUUAAUAAAGGAGACUUCUAUUUUGCAAAAUUUCUAUUUAAGAGCCUAUGGAUCAGAAUUAUCACAAGAACUUCAGUCCAGAUUACAGGGACGACGACUAUAUAUUGAUCGUGGAAGUAUGACGAUGAAAUCUUUGGAAAUUUUGAUUAUACAUGGAUUAAAAAUGGAGGAUGAACUUUUGGAAUCAUUUCCAUGGAAUAAAUUAUAUGAUCGUUAUAGGCCUUUUGAAGAGUUUGAAAGAAAUCUCUCGAAAAUUUCUCCUUCACGAGAAAAUAUAUUUGAUAUAAGCGAUAAAGAUUUAGAAAGUACCCGUUCAAAAUAUCCUGAUAAGGAAGGUCAAAUUGAAGAUGUAAUUAAUAAAAUCAAUUCCAAAAAUUGGAAUAAAUUGAAAAGUCGAUAUAUUUUAACUUCGACAAUUAUUUUUGAUAUAUUGGAAAUGAAUGAAGUAUCUGCAAGUCAGGUUUUUUAUGAUAUGUUCAAAGAAUCUGAAAGUCAUAAUAUGUUCAAGGAACCUGAUGAUAAAAAUCAAACACUUUUUUCACGAUUCUCUGUUAAAGGAUUUAAAGAAAUAUCGUUUAUAAAAUUUGUAUCUGACAUUAUUAAUUCCAAAAAUUUGCUUAAUAUAAAAUCUGUGCAAGACCUUAUUAAUUCCAAAAAUCUGACAGAUAUUAAAUCUGUUCAAGAAUUGAUUCAUUUCAAAAAUCUUUCAGAUUAUACAACAUUACAAGACCUUAUGAAUCUCAAGAAUAUAUCAGAUGAAAUAUUUGUGCGAGAUCUUAUUAAUUCAUCAUACCUUGGAAAGUACAAAAGUGAAUUAAUAAUUAUUUUCUUAGAAGAAUACAAAAAAUGGAAAGUUACCUUGUAUAAUGAAAUUCAAAAACUCCUGCCGAAAGAUUCUCUCAUUCAAUUAUCACUUCAGUUAAGGGAAGAAUUUGAGCUAGAGAAACUAAAGAUUGAAUCUCGUGAAUUUGAAAGGCUUUGCAAUAUAAUUGAAGAAAAGUAUCAAAAUAAUGGAAAUUUGCGGAUGAAUAUACAAAGUAUAACAGUAUUUAAUUCAUGCUCUAAUGAUUUGGCUAGGAUUGAUAAUACUUUCUUUUUCAAACAUGAGCUUGAAAUAAUUGAACCAACGCAACUUCAAAUAACGAUUUGUGAGACAUCAUUAGAUCAAUCAGAUAUCUUUCAUUUACAUAAUGAAGAGUUAUAUAUUCCAAAUCCAAUUUUGCUUUCUUAUAAUAAUUACAUUGGUCAAUAUGACGUUAAUUUUCAAAUUGAUCCUGCAAUUUACGAUUUCAGAUCAUAUUCAAUUAAAUAUUUUAAAACAUUGAAUACAGAUGAAAAUGUACUUAUUGCAAUUAAUGAGCCAAAAGAACUAAUCGCUAUAUAUGAUACAAAAAAAGUUUUGUUGAACGUAUACUCAUUUAGUGAUGAACAAAAAUAUUUAUAUGCUCGAAAUCCAAAUAUCCAGCUACUUCAAUG